GCAGGGAAUGCGUAGGGAAAGGCCCUAGGCCAUAAACGGGGGUGGGGCCUCCCCGGAGGCCAGUGCGCGGCCGCUGUGCUUCACCGGCGCGUCGCUCCGCCCCCAGGGAGAGCCGGCGCUACCAUGGAGGAGUACCAUCGCCACUGCGACGAGGUUGGCUUCAAUGCUGAGGAAGCCCACAAUAUUGUCAAAGAGUGUGUAGAUGGGGUUUUAGGUGGUGAAGAUUAUGAUCAUAACAACAUCAACCAGUGGACCGCAAGCAUAGUGGAACAAUCCUUAACACAUUUGGUUAAGUUGGGAAAAGCUUAUAAAUAUAUUGUGACCUGUGCAGUGGUCCAGAAGAGCGCAUAUGGCUUUCACACAGCCAGCUCCUGCUUUUGGGAUACCACAUCUGAUGGAACCUGUACCGUAAGAUGGGAAAACCGGACCAUGAACUGUAUUGUCAAUGUUUUUGCCAUUGCUAUUGUUCUUUAACUGACUAAAAAUGUUGGGCUAAAGCCGUUAACUUAA
This is a messenger RNA of Piliocolobus tephrosceles (Ugandan red Colobus), 510 nucleotides long. RefSeq names its product dynein light chain Tctex-type 3 (gene DYNLT3). The record is from RefSeq and is a predicted model, not a curated record. Gene Ontology annotation, biological process: microtubule-based movement. Gene Ontology annotation, cellular component: cytoplasmic dynein complex; cytoplasm. The transcript is spliced from 5 exons. Gene Ontology annotation, molecular function: dynein intermediate chain binding. The coding region runs from base 124 to 474 and encodes 116 amino acids. NCBI's taxonomy places the organism in Eukaryota, Metazoa, Chordata, Mammalia, Primates, Cercopithecidae.